Lipotes vexillifer (Yangtze River dolphin) is the source of this 430-nucleotide messenger RNA. It is a transcript of the gene RPS19BP1, whose product is annotated as ribosomal protein S19 binding protein 1. The transcript has 4 exons. Gene Ontology annotation, molecular function: enzyme binding. The record is from RefSeq and is a predicted model, not a curated record. Gene Ontology annotation, cellular component: nucleolus. Lineage: Eukaryota; Metazoa; Chordata; Mammalia; Artiodactyla; Lipotidae. The coding region runs from base 1 to 414 and encodes 137 amino acids.
AUGUCGGUUUCCUUGCUGCGGCGAGGUUUGGAGCUUUUGGGGGUGCCUGAGGCCCCCAGGGACGCUCCAGGCCAAACCAAGACGAGCGAGGCUCCGAUGAAGCGGACGCGGAAGGCAAAGGCGGCCCAGGCCCAGAAACUGCGGAACUCGGCCAAGGGAAAGGUGCCCAAAUCGGCGCUGGCUGAGUUCCAGAAGCGAGAGCGUCGAGGUUACCUCGGAGUAAACCUGAGGUUUAUGACUAGUGCAAGAAGCACCGUGGCCGAGUCCGUUACCCAGCAGAUUGUGCGCCAGGACCGGGGCCGCAAGGCCUGUGACCGGCCUGUGGGCAAGACUAAGAAGAAGAAGGCGGCCCAGGGCACCGUGUUCACCGAGGAGGACUUCCAGAGGUUCCAGCAGGAGUACUUCGGCAGCUAGGCUCCUGGGAGGGCAC